This is a messenger RNA of Carica papaya (papaya), 1223 nucleotides long. RefSeq names its product CASP-like protein 4C2. Lineage: Eukaryota; Viridiplantae; Streptophyta; Magnoliopsida; Brassicales; Caricaceae. The record is from RefSeq and is a predicted model, not a curated record.
UACUUUUUCUCUCUCUCCUUUUGCCUCCCUUUCUUUCUUUCUUUCUUUCUCCUUUCCCUGCUUUUUUCUAACUCACUUUCCCUCUCGUUUCCUUCUCUGCAAGUCUUAUCCCAUGAACACCUCCUCUUUCCUUUCUCCUCCCGUGACUCCAACCACAUCCUAACAGACCCUAACUCCCCUCCCCCCUCCCCCCUCCCCUCCUCGUUCCUCUCAUGACUCCUCUCUCUUUUCUUCUCUUUCCCCUCUGCGACAUCGCCAUCACCGUCACCGUCAAUCAUGCGCUCGCCGCAGCCACUCCGCAACGGCGAGACGCCCUCGCUGCACCCAAGGAUUCCGGAGACUCCUUUCCACUCGACCGUCGCGGUACACAAGCUCAAGCGAUUCAACUCACUGAUUCUCGUAUUUAGACUCGCGGCCUUCUGCUUCUCCUUCGCUUCCUCGAUUUUCAUGCUCACUAACUCCCGCGGCUCCAGUUCUCCUCGGUGGUCCGAUUUCGACGAGUACAGAUUAGUUUUCGCUGCAAACACGAUAGUAGCUCUCUACUCUAUCUUCGAGAUGGCAGAGUCUGUUUGGGAGAUCUCCAGAAACGCCACCAUCCUCCCUGAAAUUCUCCAGGUCUGGUUCGACUUCGGCCACGAUCAGGCGUUCGCGUACCUGCUACUGUCAGCAGACGCUGCGGGAGCUGUGCUGGCAAGGCGGCUGAGGGCGGAAAACACAUGUACGGAGACGUCACCGGCGUUCUGCGUGCAAUCGGAAAUCGCGAUAGCGUUAGGGUUCGGGGGAUUCCUGUUCAUAGGGUUAUCUUCGCUGCUGUCGGGUUUCCGGGUCGUGUGUUUCAUAAUAAACGGCUCUCGCUUUCAUCUAUAGGAGUGAGAGAAGGGAAUGUCUUGUUUUUUUUUUUUGGUUUUUUGUUAAGGUGUGUGCGGGUAUUGGGUUGAUUACCGUGCUCACUACUUGGUGAUUUGGACUGACAUGACGUCGUGGGUUAUGUUGGAAGUGCUCUUUCUUUUUCUACUUUUUUUUUAAAAUAAAAUUAAAAAAAAAAAGGAAUUUGUACUGAGUAUUUGUCAUGAUGAUGUGUUGGGGUGGUGUGUAAUUUAAAUUAUUAUAUAUUUUUUAGGGGUAAAGGGAGGAUAGAGUUUUUGAAUGAGAGAGAUUAUUCUCUCGUCCUUGAUUUUUUUUGGCAAACACAUAUCCCAAAUAAUUCAAUCUAAUUCUCUACU